Messenger RNA from Hibiscus syriacus, 3075 nucleotides. RefSeq names its product probable disease resistance protein At1g61300. Bases 13 to 3075 code for a protein of 1020 amino acids. The transcript is spliced from 5 exons. The record is from RefSeq and is a predicted model, not a curated record. NCBI's taxonomy places the organism in Eukaryota, Viridiplantae, Streptophyta, Magnoliopsida, Malvales, Malvaceae. Gene Ontology annotation, molecular function: ADP binding; protein binding.
CUCAAAAGAGCCAUGGACUUUGUUCUGAAUAAGAUAGAUAAACACUUGGACAAUCAUAGAAGCCUUGAUCAACAUCGGAAGGACCUUAAAAGGAAAUUGGAGGAAUUGAAUGGUUUGAAGGAAGACACAGAAUCUAUAAAGAGAUCAGAGCUGCAGCCGAGAAAGAAACUCAAGGCGGAAGUCCAGAUAUGGUUGGAAAAUGUUGAAAGAGUCAAUGGCGAAGUGCAAGUCCUUGAUGGAAGAAUCGGCGAAAGUAGUGCUCUUACACGUGGAUUUCACACAGAAGAUGUCUCGAAGAGUAUUACGGAAGUUGAAGAACUUAUUAUUCAACAUGGUAAGUUUCAUGGAGGUUUGGUGGUUGACAAUCCUCAAUGGAUAGGACAAGUUUUAUCGACAACAAGUUUAUCAGGUGAAGCUGUAAAGGUAUGUAUUGAAGAGAUCUGGCAUUGUUUGAUGGAUGAUGAGGUUCCAAAGAUUGGAGUUUGGGGCAUGGGUGGCGUGGGGAAAACAAGCAUCAUGAAGGUUAUAAACAACCAACUCUUAAAAGAGACAGGGAAAUUUGAUAUUGUGAUUUGGAUCACUGUAUCCAAAGAGAUGAAUGUUGCUAAACUGCAGAAAGACAUUGCUAGUAAAAUUGGAGUAGAAUUUUCUGGUGAUGAAGAUGAAACUACAAGGGCAGGGAGGCUCUUUGGAACAUUGUCUCAGAAGAGUAGGUUUGUGAUGAUCUUGGAUGACCUAUGGGAGAAGGUUCCACUUGAGAGAAUAGGAAUUCCUGACCCGUCGAAUGGGAGUAAAUUAGUGUUGACAACAAGAUCAGCUGAUGUGUGUCGACAAGUGGGUUGUAGAAUGAUUAAAGUGAAGCCUCUGACGGAAGAAGAGGCAUGGAAGUUGUUCUUAGAGAAGGCGGGCUGUGAUAUUCGAGGGGUGGAACCAAUUGCAAGAUCAGUUUCUAAGCAUUGUGCAGGUUUGCCCUUGGGAGUAAUUACUAUAGCUUCUUGUAUGAAGGGCAUUGAUGACAUUUCAGAAUGGAGGAAUGCACUAAAAGAAUUAAGUCUACGCAAAAAGAGUGUUAAUGGAUUCGAAGAUGAAGUGUUCCAACAAUUACAAUUUAGUUAUGAUCGUUUAAAGAAUCCAAAACUUCAAGACUGUUUCCUCAGUUGUGCAUUAUAUCCAGAAGAUGAGGAAAUUGAAGAACGAAGUCUUAUUCAACUUUGGAUCGGAGAAGGGCUAGUGGAAGAAAUGGAUAGCAUGCAGGCAGAGUAUGACAAUGGUCGUGCAAUAAUGAAUAGACUCAUCAGCAAUUGUUUGUUGGAAGGUUUUACUAAAAGAGGAAAUAGAAGAUGUGUAAAGAUGCAUGAUCUUUUAAGGGACAUGGCAUUGCGUAUUGCAAAAUCUCGAUUCUUGGUAAAAGCCGGCAUGAUGUUAGAAAAGGCACCAGAUGUGCAAGAAUGGAGCAUGAAUCUAGAGAAAGUUUCGUUGAUGAGGAAUUGGCGGUUAUGUAUACCCUUGGAAAUGUCAUCCCCAAAGUGCCCCAGGGUCACAACAUUGUUGUUGUCUGGUUGCUGUUUAGAGAGUAUUCCAGAAGGAUUUUUCAAGCAUAUGGAUGCACUUAAGAUUCUUGAUCUUUCCGGGAAUCCUAUCAAGAGUCUUCCGCAUUCCUUAUCAAAUUUGAAGAACCUCACUUCAUUGUUGCUUGCAUGUUGUGAAGAUUUAAGGAAUGUUCCAUCGUUGUCAAAUCUUGGAGUUUUAAGGAAGUUGGAUCUUCGAGGAACAAAGAUCAAGGAAAUCCCUCAAGGAAUGGAAAACCUGGUGAGUCUCGAGCAUCUAAAUCUGGAUGAGUCAAUUCACCUGCGGCGAACUAUGAUAAAUGAGAUCCCGAAUGGAGUACUUUCAAGACUCUGUUGUCUUCAAGACUUGAUCGUCGGUAAAACUGUGGUAAAUGGAAAGGAGGUUGGUGGAUUGAAGAAACUGGAAAUUCUUAAAGGGAUGUUUUACGACUGGCACAACUUAAAUAUGUAUCUCGAAGCUUGUCGUGGCCGAGAAGAGCCUCGUCAAUACAGAAUCUACGUGGGAAAUAGAUACUUUCAUAAGUAUACUGAAUAUGGAGGAAAACAAAUUGUUGCAAGGGGUUGUAACAUCUAUAACUACCAGAUUGUGCUUCCACGUGACAUUGAGGGAUUGCAUAUCACGGAUUGCAAUGUUGAUUGCAGUGAGGAAUACCCGCUUUUCUCCAGGUUUAUCCUCUCCUCACUUUCCUCCUUUUCAUCUCUUAAAUCUCUUCAUAUAUAUGAUUGUGGGAAUAUGAAAAAGUUGUUCUCCCCAAACUGUGUGCCGCCAAAUUUACAAAGGCUUAGAGUUGGUGGGUGUAAGCAAUUGGAGGAAAUAAUAACAUCAGAAGUUGAACCGGAGGAAAGAGGAAUGGUUAUCACGGAGUUUCAUCUUCCACAACUACGACAAUUGUUGUUGAAUGGUCUACCGGAAUUGAAGAGCAUUUGCAGUGCUGGUGGAGUACUGGUUUGUGAUUCUCUUGUCGUAUUUCAGAUUGUAUACUGUCCAAAAUUAAAGAGGAUGGGUCUUAAUCUUCCCAAACUUGAUAAUGUCCCACCAUCUGCAUCUGCAAAUCUUUCUCUUGAAGUUCGGAUAAGACCAAAGAAGUGGUGGGAAUCAGUGGAAUGGGAUGGUCCCCAACCCAAGUCUCUUUUCGACCCCUUCGUGAGAUUUUGCUCUAUUCUUGUUAUGGCUCAAAGCCUGGAGUAUGUUGCUGUGUCGUUGGAAUUUUCCUCAAGAAAUGCCAAAGCCUUUACCAAUAAAAGACAAGCUUUGCUUACAGUCAGGAGUCAUCGGUUAGAGCGGAUGCUGACUGGUACAAUGAUGCCAUCGCCAGAAACUGUUAUCAAUGAUGAUGGUGUUGUGAUUCUGAACGAUGAAUAUGAGGAGAUCGUAGCACAGGAUAAUGCGCUCGCGUCUUGGCUUUUGUCGACAAUGAAUGCUCACUUACUGCCAUACUUUGUUGGGGCUGAAACUGCUGUCAGUGUUGGAGUAAAGUGCUUCAAUUCUUUGCAAACCGAUCUGUGA